Messenger RNA from Triticum turgidum subsp. durum (durum wheat), 918 nucleotides. The record is from the annotation of a GenBank genome assembly. Lineage: Eukaryota; Viridiplantae; Streptophyta; Magnoliopsida; Poales; Poaceae.
AUGGACGACAUCCCCCUGCCUCCCGCGUCCGCGCGCUUCGACAAGCCGCCAUUCCCGCGGAACUGCUUCGUCAACUUCCACCUCCUCCGCGGAGGCGGCAUCUACGGCGGCGGCGACGUCAAGGUCGUGUCCACCGACGGCGAGCGCCGUACCGUCAUCUACGACGUCGCCCGCCGCGCCGUCCGUGGCGGGCCGGUGAUGCGCGCUCGCAAGGGCAGCCCGAUCUCCGCCUCCGUCGGGGACGGCCUCUUCGUCCUCGAACUCGUACCCGACAAGGGCAAGGGCUGCUUCGAGGCCCUCCGCUACGACCGGCUCCGGGAGGACUGGUUCUGGCACAGCCUCCCGCGGCCGCCCUACGUGCGCGAACCCGGCUCCACCUGCUCCGCCGUCACGGCACACACGCCGGCCGCCGGUGGCAUGAUCUGGACGUACACGAAGAACGCGGGGACCUACUCAUUCGACACCAGGCGCUGCUCCUGGAGAAAGGAAGGCGAAUGGGCGCUGCCGUUCGUCGGAAAAGCCGAGCACGUCCCGGUGUGCGGCAGCGAAGGACUGUCUUUCGGCUUUGCGUCCAUCAGCGGCCCUCUCUGCGCCGUCGACCUCGCCACCGCCACCGCGGAGAGACCGCCAGAGGUGCGCGGGGUCUGGGAGGAAUUUAGGCUGCCCGGGGAUUGGCUGGGAGGCACCUCCUCCCUAGUGCACCUCGGGUCCGGCAAGAUGUGCAUCUUCAGGUUCUUCGGCACUGUCCCUAGCCCCCCUAUCGACAGAUCUGGGAAGAAACCGGACCGUUUCGUCGUCAUCACCCCCGUCGAGGUAGGUCCCAGCGACGACGGCGGCAGAGAGAUCAAGAUGGUGAAGCACAGGUCCAAGCGUAUCAAAUUAGACAGACUUAAUGGACACAUAACAUGGGUACUCUGA